AUGCAGACUUGAAUCAUGAUGGUCCUGUGAUGUCCUGGUAAACCUUGUAGACACUGACAUCUGUGGAAUGCACUUCGCAGUGCUGUCGCGUAGAGAUCGUCAAAACUAGAGACAACCCUGAUGAACGUAAACGGUGGCUUAAAAAAGAUUCAAACUGAACUAUGACGUUCUUCGCGACUCCCGGCGUGGUCAUCUCCAUCAUGGUGGGAUGCCUGAUCGCCUUCGGGUUCCUCUUCCUGUGCGCGUACUCCAUCCACCGGGUGUUCUGCGUGCGGCCGGCGGCGCUGGUCGUGGAGGGGCCCGAGGACGACAGCGACGACACGCCGGAGGACGAGCUCUGUGAGAUCACCAUCACCGUGGAUGAGGAGAGCAACGGGAGGGACAAGUCAUGUCAGGUGGCCAUCAUAGACGGACUGAGCGGGGAGGUGCUUACGGGGUUCGGUACGGGGGAACUCGUCCCUACGCCCGAGAGCGAGACCGUCGGCAGCCCCUGCGAACCUCGCGGGCCCAAGACUUACAUCGAGCUGAAGCAGGCCGCAGACGGGGGGUUCGUGAUGAAGGAACACGUAGUUUACCCUGAAGACGUUGAGGAAGAAGAAGAGGAGGACAACUUCAGACGGACCGUGGCAGUUCAGACGCCCGCGUUAAAAUUCGUAAAUGACGUUUCAGGUCAGAAUAAAACGCCCGAUACAGAAGAUGUAGAAAGUCGCGACGAUCAGAAGGAUUCCUGCGGUGUAACCGAGACGACUUGCAUCUCAUCACCGACUCAAGACGUCUUAGACCCCGGAGUUCUUCAGACGAACUGCCUGAAAUGCGAACCUCACCUUCAAGGGGAGGUUAUAGGUUUAAGAGAAAGACUUCAUAAUUAA
This is a messenger RNA of Branchiostoma belcheri (Belcher's lancelet), 869 nucleotides long. RefSeq lists its product as uncharacterized. Lineage: Eukaryota; Metazoa; Chordata; Leptocardii; Amphioxiformes; Branchiostomatidae. The transcript is spliced from 3 exons. Bases 162 to 869 code for a protein of 235 amino acids. The record is from RefSeq and is a predicted model, not a curated record.